CUUGUACACAAGCAGAGCUGCUUUAAAGUCUAUUUGCGAUUGGCUCCACAAACUUGCAGCAUUAGUCAAUGUAAUUAUUAAUUAUACAUCACAUUGUAGAAUCUGAAAACAACCAGUUGCUGGGUUUCAGGUGACAUCACAUCACUCUACAGGUCAAUAUUAUUUAAUACAGAUGGGGGCAGCUAAAACUAAUAUUGUUCAGGUUGUUGUAAUUCAAUGAUUUCUAUGGUCCAGUCACUAAUAAAAAUUAUCAGGUUCAAUAUUUGUGAAUUUACCCUUUGGAUAUUUCAUGGCAAGUACAGUGUUAUCAACAUGAAAGACUGGCUUUUGCCCCGUCUGAGAGUAUAACAUCAACACAGUCUAGUGGUCUGAAAACCACCAAUAGGCAACUUUAAUUAUUUAAUUUAUUUAUUACAAAUGUGUUAAUUGUGAUUUCAAUAUAAUUGUGAUUAAUGUUAUAAUCUUACCUCAUAGUACACAAUAAUACAAAUACAUACUAUAAUUUGUUAUUGCAAUGCAUGUUUAAACAUGUUUUUAGACUAUGGGGGAUGACUCAGGUUGCGCUGCCACCGUGAUCUCUUUUAUUGGGAAACACUGAAUCUUCAUGUUCCCUCAUGUGACCUUUUUAAUGUGAUAUAGUAAUAGGGUUAGUCAGACCUCUGGACAGUGUGUACUUGUAUGUAAAAGUACAGACAGGCCGAUACUGAACAACUCUCGAUUACAUCACUUCCUCUCUCACUCCAGGUUCAUCAUAGGGUCAAAAGUGACUGCCCAGAGACCACCUGACAUCUCAAAUUCAUUGAUUUUCUUAGUUUUCAAAUCGCCUUCACUAUGAUGCACCUCAACUUUAAAGCUGCUACUAUUUUAGCCUUAUUUAAAAUGCUCCAGUCCCCACUGGACCAGUAGAGGGUCAAUUCUUACACCUGUGUAUCCCCCGAAAUCCGGGCUGAAUUACUUCUACUUCUAUAAUCCAUCCGUCUUCUGCCACUUAUCCAGGGCUGCGUCGACUCCCAGACUUCCCUCACCCUGGACACUUCCUCCAGCUCCUCCAGGGAGACUCCAAGGUGUUCCCAGGCCAGCCUUUUUUGCACAAUAGUAUUCCAUAGGCUGUUAUUUAAACUGCAAAACAAAUAAGGCAACCAGAAGGAAUUCAAAAAGCCCGAUAAUGCAGAAUAAGUUUUGAAGCUAAAACAGCUUAAAACAUUUUUCUUAGCCUCAUUUUAACAGCUUCAUUCCCCAGUGCAGCUCUGUAAAUAUGCUCAGCAGAAAUCAAGAAAAAAAAAGUGAUUUCACAUAACGUAACACAGUACUAAGAGACUGCCACCUUCUCAUCUCCAUUGCUUUUCCUUGAAUAUUCCACCUUCUGGCAGGAAACUUAUCUAUUUCCAUGGACACAAGCAACUGACGCCACCAGGUCACCAGUUACAGCUCAGAUCUGUGGAAAGGCUAUGCCCGCACAGUCUCACUACUGCGCGCGCUGCAGCUUUGGUUUGAUUCCGUUAGACAAGCAGGUGGCGGACCCCUGACCAGAAAGGUUACGUAGUGCACCUUUAAAUACCAAUGACCAUCCUCCUUCUCGCAUCACCGCAUCUUGCCUCUGCCGCUCCUCCGCCGCUCCUCCGCCGCUCCUCUGCCUCUCCUCUUGUCGCUCCUCCGUCCAGCUGAUGUGGAAACCCCCGCUCCCGUCCCCUUUAAAGCCGUGAGCCCGCGGUCCUGCGCUCGCUCGGUCCCGAGUGGAGAUGUAGCGUGGCGCGGCGGAGGAAGAGCGGCGAUAGAGACGGAUCCACGCGGACAAAGAGAGCUUUGACGGCGGCCACAGAGAGAGCGGCGGUACGGUCAGCUUCGAUGGGGAACCUGGUGGGAGGAUGGCGGCUAAAGGAGCCCAGCACCGUAGAGGAGUGCGACUCGACCUGGGACUCCGAUUCAGAGAACGAGAGCGAGGACAGCGGUGUGUCGGAGAGCGCCAGCCCCUCAGCGGAGAGCGAGAGGACGGGCAGCGGAGACACGGAGCCACGGGACCAGUUGUGCGAUUCUCCCGAGUUGGCCCCAAAGAUGAAGAGGAGUUUCUACGCAGCAAGAGACCUGUACAAAUACAGACACAGCUAUCCGAACUAUAGAAAAUCCAGGCAGCCGAACGAAUAUCGCAACCUUCGUUUUUACCUGAACAAAAUUCCUCUGGGUCCAGAUGGGAUCUACAUUGAGGAGAUUCUGACAAAGUGGAGAGGAGACUACGACAAACUAGAGCACAAUCACACCUACAUCCAGUGGCUGUUUCCUCUGAGAGAACAAGGGCUGAACUUCUACGCACAUGAACUCACUCAGGACGAGAUUAAAGAAUUCCAGGGCACUCGUGAAGCUAAGCGCAGGUUCGUGGCGGCGUAUUCUUUGAUGUUGGACUUUUACGGUGUCAAACUUUUGGAUAAAAAUGGGAACGUGACGCGAGCUCCAAAUUGGGAACAAAGAUUUCAACAUCUCAACGAGUCUCAACACAAUUACCUGCGCAUCACUCGUAUCUUGAAGUCCCUGGGCGAGCUGGGCUGCGAGGCGUUCAAGGCUCCUCUCGUGCGGCUGUUUUUGGAAGAAUCCCUGGUUCACGGAACGCUGUCCAACAUGACCCACAGCGCCCUGGAAUACUAUGUGUACACCAUCCGGAAUGCCGCAACCAGGAGGCGACUGCUGCGCUACGCCAAAAAGCACUACCGCCCUGCGCACAACUUCAUCUGGGGCCCCCCGAGCAAGGAGAGGAGGGGGGAGGGAGAGGGGGAGGAGGGGGGAGGGAGCGGAUACAGAGCGCCCAAUCCAACGCCAGAGCAUCACAGGAGAGAGGAGGGAGGGGGAGAGAUGAGAGAGGGAGAGAGGUGAGAGAGGGGGAGAGAGAGGGAGAGGUGAGAGGAGGGAUGGGAGGAGGAGAGGUGAGAGGGGGAGAGAGAGAGGAGGGAUGGGAAGAGGGGAGGUGAGGGAGCGAUAGAAAGAAAGAGGUGGAGGAGAGAGGAGCAGGAGAGGUGAGAGAAAGGGAAGAGAGAGGAGGAGAGGUGAGAGAAAGGGAAGAGAGAGGAGGAGAGGUGAGAGAAAGGGAAGAGAGAGGAGGAGAGGUGAGAGAAAGGGAAGAGAGAGGAGGAGAGGUGAGAGAAAGGGAAGAGAGAGGAGGAGAGGUGAGAGAAAGGGAAGAGAGAGGAGGAGAGGUGAGAGAAAGGGAAGAGAGAGGAGGAGAGGUGAGAGAAAGGGAAGAGAGAGGAGGAGAGGUGUGAGGGGAAGAGAGAGGGGAGAGACAGGGAGGAAGUGGUAAGAGUAAGAGGGAAUGGGAGAGAUGGAGUAGGAGAGGUGAAAAAGAGAGGAGGACAGAAAGAGAGUGAAGUGUGAGAGGAAGAGGGAUAAGAAAGAAAUGAUAGAAGGAUUGAAGAGGGGUA
This is a messenger RNA of Periophthalmus magnuspinnatus, 3407 nucleotides long. RefSeq names its product opioid growth factor receptor-like protein 1. Gene Ontology annotation, cellular component: membrane. Gene Ontology annotation, molecular function: opioid growth factor receptor activity. Bases 1846 to 2862 code for a protein of 338 amino acids. The record is from RefSeq and is a predicted model, not a curated record. NCBI's taxonomy places the organism in Eukaryota, Metazoa, Chordata, Actinopteri, Gobiiformes, Gobiidae. The transcript is spliced from 9 exons.